Molecule: messenger RNA, 12215 nt
Organism: Peromyscus californicus insignis
Lineage: Eukaryota; Metazoa; Chordata; Mammalia; Rodentia; Cricetidae
Gene: Commd10
Product: COMM domain containing 10
Exons: 6
Coding region: 76-720 (214 amino acids)
Source: RefSeq, a predicted model, not a curated record
GGGCUUCCGUCAGGCUCGCCGUCAUUGGCUGCGUUGUGCACAGCUGACGGUCGCGCGGGCGAGGAAGCUUCCAGGAUGGCGGCGUCCGCGGCGCUGAUCUUGCCCGAGAGCCCCAGCAUGAAGAAGGCAGUGCCGCUGAUAAACGCAGUCGAUACCGGAAGAUUCCCACGCCUUCUCAUCCGAAUUCUCCAGAAGCUCCACCUGAAGGCCGAGAGCAGCUUCACUGAGGAAGAGGAAGAAAAGCUUCAGGCUGCCUUCUCUCUGGAGAAACAAGAACUUCACCUGGUUCUGGAAACAAUAUCCUUCGUUUUGGAACAGGCAGUAUACCACAACGUGAAGCCAGCGGCCCUGCAGCAGCAAUUGGAGAGUAUUCAUCUCACACAAGACAAAGCAGAAGCAUUUGCCAACGCUUGGUCGGCUAUGGGUCAAGAAACGGUUGAGAAGUUCAGGCAGAGGAUUCUGGGCCCUCACAAGCUAGAGACAGUGGGAUGGCAGCUUAACCUGCAAAUGGCUCACUCCGCCCGAGCCAAGCUCCAGUCUCCUCAGGCCGUGCUGCAGCUGGGAGUGAGCCAGGAAGACUCGAAGAGUCCAGUCUGUGCUGCCCAGUUCCUCACGGGUGUGGUGGCUGAUCUCCAGCAUGGUUGGCCUAUGAUGUGUCCGAAAACUGACUCUUCGUCUCCUAGCAACUGUCGAAUGCCAGCAGUGCCCCAGUUGGGAUAGGACUUCAUGUUCGACGCCCCCUUCCGUGCUGGCAUUUGUCUGGCUUGAGCCUGUGCAGCUCUUCUGCAUGUUGUCACAGUCACUGUGAGGACUGGGGACAGUACCCCAACUCUAUACCUACCUCAUGCUACCAAAUAAACAAAACUCUAGUACCAGGAACAUGCUACCUCUUCUUGAGCUGCUGGCCAGUGGGUUCCUACAGACUUCCAAAUACUGAUCUUGGUUACCCUCCAGAACUUGAUGGUCAGACACCACUCGCUUGAGUUGUGAACAUGGAAAAGUCAAAUGGGUGCUGAUCUGAAAGCUUCAUCCCCACUGGCUGGCUCUCAUGGUGCCGGAAGAUGCUGUGCACUCUACCAUGGGGAAAAAGCAGUCACCGAUCUCAGCAUGCUGUGGACAUGGGAGAUCUGCUCUACAUGACUGCCUUCAGCCUCUGGUGCUGCUGACCCACUGUUCUCAGCGUCUGGGCUUUGUAAUUACUCUGCUUCCUCUAGUUUUCUAGUUAUACCAACUACGAGUUCUUGACUACUUAAUUUAUAACAUUUACUAUUAUGAAAAAAACAUUAAUGACUUUGUGUAAGGCCAAGCAGCUAGCAAAUGGUGGAGCGAGAACUCGCACACAAGCAUUUGGACCUAAGAGCCCGUACUUUAAAUCUCUAGAUGCUGUGUUCUCCUGACCAGUAGUUCCGUUCAUCUCUUUCUGUUUGGGCCCAGUUGUUUUUACAUUCAGUUGACUCAAAGUUGGCCAUGAUGUUAAAAUUUUUUCCACAUUCCUUGCAUACUGUCCCAGUAUCAGUUAAUAUAGUUUUAUCAAAGUGAAAAUCGAAUACAUAUUGUAGACGAAUUUAUACUGCACUUCUAAAUUAAAUUGAAAGAAUACUCAGGGUUAGACCUAAGAGAAUUUAGAGAAGAUGUAUGUCUUUAUUUUCUUUAAUUUUUAAUUCCCAGAACUAUAAGAGGACAUUAUUAACAGCUAGUUUUUAUCAUUAGCAAUUAGCAUACAGGAUUUUUUUAAGAAUUAAAGAUUGGAUUUAGGGCCAGCAUUUUUUUUUUAUUGAAGUAUAGUAUUUGAACAUCCCUCUGGGGUAUACAUCAUGGUAAUUUAGAGCAUGUGUACAAUGCAUAGUAAUCAGAUCUGGAUAAUAAGAAUUUCUGUCUACUCAACCACCAGUCAUCUUUAUUUGUUGCUAAUUUUGUACUCUUUAAGUCACUUUUUAAGUACCCCAUUAAUUUAUCCGGGAGUUACCCCAUUGCAACUGAAGAACCAGCAGGCAUCCUGCUGUCCCGUAUCUCUCCUUCCUCGCCUCCCCCUGUUCUCCACCCACUCACUAUCUUUCAUGGUUUUAUUUUCAUAUAUAAGUAUACCUAUGUGUGUAAAAUGUAUAGAUGUGUGUAUGAAAUGUGUAUCCAGAUAUAAUAACCACGCCAACUGUGAUGAAAGGCUAUCCCAUUAUGCUUUUAUGUGGCGUUCUUUUUGGGUGGGGAGGCCGGGCACUUUUCGAGUAUUUGUUAGCAGCUCGUCUGCCUUCUUUAAAGCACCCGUUCAUUUCCUUGGCUCACUCUUUAAUCGGAUCGUUUGUUUCGUUGUCUUCAGGUGUUUUAGUCCCAUGUAUAUUUUUGAAUAUCUAUCCCUUGUUGGAUGAAUGGUUUGCGGAUAUUUUCUCCUGUUGUAUAAGUUAUCUCUGUGUUGAUUCUUUUCUUGGCUGUGUAAAAUCUUUGUAAUUUGAUACAGUUCUAUUUAUCUCCUCUUCCUUUUGUGCCUUUAGGCUCCCAUCUAAUAAACAUUGCUAAAAUCUGGGAAAGUGGCAACUAUAUUUUGUUCGGUAAUUUCAUAUGUAACGUUUUGAGAUGUAUUUUGUGUAUUCUGAGAGAACGGAAUCUGCUUUCAUAUUUCUGGAUAUCCAACACGGCCAGCAGCAUUUAUUGAUGAAACUUCCUAAUAGUACAUUUUUGAGGUCUUUUGUCAAAAAUUAAUGGCUGUAUGAACCUGAGUUAAUUUCUGAGUUCUCUUUUGCGCUGGCCUUUGCUUCUCUUUCGUACUGGUGACGUGCUGUUUUAAAGUUAGGUCAUAGCACCCCACCCCACACACACCCUGGAGUGAUUUCUUUCUCUCUCUUCAGCAUUGCUUUAACUUUUCUGGGUCUCUCUUGGUACCAUAUGGUUCUAGGAAUCUCCUCUCUUUUUACUUAGAAAGCUGUUUGUAAUUAGAAAGGAAUUACAUUGGCUCUAUGGAUUGUGUUGGGUAUUGUUGACUGUUCUAACCCAUGAGCAUACAAUAUCUUCCCAUUUCUGUGUGCAUCCUUUAUCACUUUAUUCAUUAGUGUUUUGUAAUUUUUUUGUAGAUAUCUUUCAUUUUCUAUGUUCUUUUUUUCUAAAUAUUUUAACUUUUGCUUUCUUAAUUUUUUCUUAGCAACUUCAUUAUUGGUGUAUGAAAAUGCUGUAGCUUUCUGUAGCCUGAUUUUGUAUUCUGCGGCUGUACUGCAUUCCUUUAUAAGUUCUAACAAUUUGGUCAUGAAAUAUUUCAUUUCUUCUGUUAGAGAAUUGUGCCAUUUACAAACAUGGCUUAUUUGAUUCUUCUUUCUGUACAAUUGGGAUAUACUUUAUUUCUUGUAGUUGCUCAUGUGUCCUUGCUCAAACAUCUAUUACUGUCUUAGGAGGGAAUGAGAAAGUGAAUAUCUCUGUCUUGCUCUUGAUCUUGUAGCACUAGGUUUUUUCAAGUACAUUAAUUAUUGUAAAAUGUAUAAAUGUACCCACUAUAAAUUAGAUUGUUGUCUAAGUGGUGGCUGGCAAGUCUUUGAAUUCCCAAAUGUUUUCUUCUAAAAUAAGCUUUUUAUUCUUUGUGUUUUAGGAACAAAAUAAAGCAUUUUAUGACCUUGUUAGUCCUCUCUGUAACGAUUCAUGAUCCAGGCUGGGCCCAGUUGCACAAUGGCUGGCAGGUCUUCUCUCAUAUUUUUCAGCCUUACAUUUAAAAUGGCUAAUGUAAAUAAGUAUUAUUGGGGACCAUUUCUCCAUUUUAAAAAGUGAAAUAUUUGAAAACAGUGCUCUGGAAAUUAACUUUAGUCAUCAGCAGAAACAGUUAAUGUAGAAAGGGGAAAGUUUGAAGUAGGUUUGAUGUUCUCAUAACUAAAUAUGUUUUAAAAUUAUUUAAAACAUUUUUGCUGUUGGUUUAAUAUUGUCAUGAUUAAAAUUUUCUGUGGGAAACCCUGUUUCAAAAAAAAAAAAUACUUGCUGUGAAGCCGGGUGGUGGUAGCACAAGUUUGGAAGGCAGAGGCAGGUGGAUCUCAGUGAGUUCAAGGCCUGGUCUACAGAGUGAGUUCCAGGACAGCCUGGGCACAAGGAAAAACGCUGUCUUGAAAAACAAACAAACAAAAAAUUGAGCUUGCUUAGACUCUCUUAAUAUGUCAGUAAUAUAUAAACAAAUUUUUGCUUAUAUAUACACACACAGGUAUUUUAGAAAAUGAUUAGUUCAUAUUUUGUUCCAAAAACUUUUCUUAGUUAACAUUAAUUAAAUAUUAAGUUAUAUUUGAGACUGGAGAGAUAUGGCUCAGCGGUUAAGAGCACUGGCUGUUCUUCCAGAGGUCCUGAGUUCAAUUCCCAGCUUCCACAUGGUGGCUCACAACCAUCUAUAAUGAGCUCUGGUGCCCUCUUCUGGCGUGCAGGGAUACAUGCAGGCAGAAUACUGUAUAUACCUAGCACUCGGAGGCAGAGGCAGGUGGAUCUCUGUGAGUUCCAGGUCAGCCUGGUCUACAAGCGUGUUCGAGGACAGUCUCCAAAGCUACACAGAGAAACCCUGUCUUGAAGAAAAAAAAAGAUACAUUUGAAUUAGAGGACAUCACACUUCCUGGGAAGAAUUAGAGAGAAGUGGGCUUUAUUCACAAUGUGAACCUAAUUCAAGGCAAAAUCGUGCCUGACUCCAGUGUGCUCUUGCUGUGUGAGGCCCACCCAGGUCUCCCUGCACAGAUAUGUGUUCUCCUGAGAGGACUUCUGGUGAAGAAAGUACGAGAUGAGCUGCUUGGAGAACAAAAAAGGAUUUUCUUCUACAAGUUCACCCUAAUAUACUUGAGGUCAAAUUUUGAAUAUCUGUAUGGAGCAGUGGUUCUAUGUGAUAUACUAGGUCGAUCUCUUUAGUAAUUGCCAAAAUGACUGUUAAAGGGAAGUUCAUCUGGUAAGGUCUGUAAUCUGGUGUUUUAUUUCACAGCACCUGACAUUAUCAUGACCUGCAAAAUAGCACUCAGUGUGCAAAGAUUUUACUUUUUCCAACUCUUCUCUCACCUCACUUAUCGGAGUCCAAGAAACUGUUAAUUCCGACCCAGAGAAAGGACAAGGCCAGGCUUCAUUUUAGACUAGAAGUGUGUGCCGUGCUGAGCUCUGUGUGUUUUAUAUGGAGACAGCACUGUCGUCUCCUGUAAAGACAGGCUUGCACACGGUGUCCUGUGGCUAACUUGUCACUUACCUUCCUUUAUUUAUGUCUCGGGGCUGGAGUUUGAUGGAGAGAGAUCAUUUCUGGUAGAUCCUGCAGAUUAUCUUAAGCUCCGUAAAAACUGUGUCAUCUAAAUGUAAAAUAUGGUUGAUUCUUGUGUUCCAAGAUAUUGUCUGAUUUUUGAGGUAAGUUUAUACUCUGAAAAAAAUGACAUGCAGUCAUACAGCCCACUAUGAAAAAGUUAUAUCCCUAAGUCUCUGUUAAAGCCUGAGUUGAGGGCAGUUGACAUUUCAUCUUGUUUUCUUGUGUUAAAAAGGUUUUUAAGAUGCCGUUAAUAUCAAUACUGUUAUGAAUUAUGAAUGGGGGACCCCGAGGGUAUCCUGCAUGUACAGGGGAACAUGCUGGCAUGCUGGGCAGAUACAGCGAAGGGCUGGCUGGCAAUCCACACCAUGCGGGCACGGCAGGUGAACAUUCACAACCCAGAUGCUGCAUCCAUGCGGAAAUGGUUGGUUAUAGUAAAGAGACGAAGAGAAGACAGGGAAGAGGGAGAGAAGAAAGAGAGGGGGGGGUCGAGGGGUGCACACCUCGUGGGAGUGGAGAGAGAGAGAGCAUGGAAGAGAGAGAGGAAGAAGAGGGUUUUUCUUUAUGUCAGGAUGCAGAGCGGCCCCAAGGGACGAGUCAGAAUAUUAACAAAUACUAUAGCUUAAUUUCUGCAUUCAGUCCCCACUGAAAUGAGUUUUAUAGACUCAGUCCAUUUCAGACAUUUAUUUAUGAAUAUUUUUAAAGCAUUAAUCUUCACUUUUUUGCUGAUCUGUGCUCAUGAGAAGUUAAAAAAUAGCUAGUUGUGAUUUGAACCUGAAAUAACCUUGCAUGAGAAAAGAGACUAACUCUUUACGCUUCUGCUUAGAGUAGAGUAUUCUGCAGGUUGGCCCUUUCCCCUCUAAAAAUAAUACUAUUAAAAAAAGACAAUUUUGGUAAGGUAUAGUGGUGCAUACCUUUAAUACCAGCACUCAGGAGACAGAGGCAGGAGGAUCUCUGUAUGUUCCAGGUCAGCCGGGACUACAUAGAGAGACCCUGUCUCAAAAAACAAACAAACAAAAAGUAAUCCUGAUAUCAUGAUCAUAUUUAUGAAAUGCCCUCCGACAUUUGUUUUUAGCAUUCUGUUUUUUACAAAACUUUUAACUUUUCCUCCAACUACAUGGCGCACAUAUUUUUCACAACUAUUAGAAUAUAUCCCAGAAAUCUUACAGUUUUAUAUUUGCUAACUCUGAGCUAAUUUACAAGUAAAAAUCACUUCUUACUACUCUGGAACUGAACAGGUUUUGCCUAGAUUUUGGGGGGGAGGUGAGGAAUGUUGAUUUAUCUUCUUCAUUGUUCCCCCUGUUCUACACUUUCAAUCCCAGGCUGUACAGGGCUUAGCCAACACUUUACCAACUGAGCCACACUGCAGCCAGAAUUAACUUAUAUUUACAUUGUCCUCAAGCCUUUGGGGGACUGUUCCGUCUUAAUUCCCUCUUCCAUUAGCCUAUGAUUGCGAAGCAGCCAUAUGUGACCCACAUUCACAAAGCGAUGUGUUGGAGAAAUGCUCUCACCAUUUUGUCAUUUUCCCACAUCCAGGUAGGAAAUGCCUUUGUUUUUUUUCCAGCGCUCUAACAGGCAAUUUUGAGUUCCAAAUUAUUGAGAACUUCUUAGCAGGGUAGUUUAAAGUUUGUUUUACUAAGUUGGCCUGGGUCACGAAAUUCAUUAAUAUUAAUGACUGAACUCAAAAGGCACUUAGCCUCUCUAAUCAGUAACAGAUACAAAGCAUUAAGCCAAAUGUAAGGCUUUGUUACGCCAGGAGUCAUUCCAGCGAGGCCACAUGGAAUAAGCAGGAGAACAGCCGGCCGGAAUGUUUCCCAGCCACCUCUGGCUUCUUCCUUCUUUAGAGAAACUGAAGUUCCUAAAAUCAUACUCAGAUACAUUUCUGUUGACGUCAUGUGAAUACAUGAAAUAAAAUACUUGGAACUAACCACUAGUGGUUUGAAAAAAAAAGCUCCAAAGCCCUAUUACUAAUAAGCUGUUAAAAAGAGAAAAAAAAAACCUUGGGAACAUACUUUCUUAACAUGUCUUUUUUAACAUGUCAACAUUAAAAUUGCAUUAAUUCAUGAAGUUUAUAUGAGUCAUUACUGACAUUUGUGAAAUUCAUAUAAAUAUGAGCUGCUGGGUGGUGGGUUCUGUUUGUCCCAAGCCUCUGAAACUGUCAUCAGCCUUUUCUAUAAACCAGAGAUGUGUCGGAUGACAGUGAAGGGCUGACAUUUCAACUUUGAAAUGAGCAAUUACACUGUUCAUUCAGAUUUCACUUACUCGUUGACAUACAAGCAACAUGUCCUUUUAACAGGCAGCGUGAAUGCAGUAAGGAAGGCGAGUGCUCGUUAGGUCACUUGGUAAAUAGAACUAAUAAUUUAAGACAUUAGUGGCAAAAGUGAUUAGCAAACUUGCAUUAAAAGCCAGAUCAUAAAUAGGUCAGGCUUGCCGAAUGCCCAGUCCAGUGACUGUAAUAAAGAAGCAGCCGUAGCCAGUGUGGCUGUGUCCCAGGAAGCCUUCAUUUUAGAAAACUGAUAGUCUUUCUGAUGCAGCACCUGGGUUAUAGCAGACCAGCUCCUGGUCACUGAACGACCUUGCUCCAUAUUGCCCUCUUCUGGGCAUACUGGGCUUGGCUCCUCUCUACACUCUCGGUGUCAGUAACCUCCCCUUCUUGACUCUAGAAUAAAAAUGUACCACUCCUUGUCUCAGUUGGAUUACUGGGAGCUGUUGCUGUCCUAAUCAUAGCUCUUGUAACUCUCCAGGAGCCGUGAUAGUCCUUUUCUGGUUUCCAUCCACCCCUCGAGGCAUUCCCUUCAUGGUUGGUGUGCCUUCAGUAUUUAUUCUUGGUUUUCUCCAAGUAUUAUCCUUGGGAACUACCCUGUAGUCCUUUAGCUAGAAUUCUUAACUUGCUCCCUGUCCUUAGGCCUUGAAGUUUAUCUACACCCCAAGUCUCUAACCUUAAUAAAUUCAUAUAUUUAAUAGCUUGAUGGUUUUUUUUUCUACUUGAUUAUCCAAAGACACUUCCAAAUCAAUAUGUAUUAAACUGAACUCAUGGUUCCUACUCUGUUCCAUCCCUGUAAUGGAUGGUUUUAUGUCAACUCGACACAAGCUAAAGUCUUCCGAGAGGAAGGAACCUCAAUUAAGAAAAUGCCUCCAUAAGAUUGGACUGUAGCAGGCCUGUAGGGCAUUUUCUUUAUUAGUGAUUGAUGGAGGAGGGCCCAGCCCAUUGUGGGUGGUGACAUCCCUAGGCUGAAGGUCCUGGGUGCUAUAAGAAAGCAGGCUGAGCUAGCCAUGAUGAACAAGCCAGUAAGCAGCACCCCUCCAUGGCCUUCACAUCAGCUUCUGCCUCCAGGUUCCUGCUGUUUGAGUUCCUGUCCUGACUUCCUUCGAUGAUAAACAGUGAUAUGGAAACAUAAGCCAAAUAUACCUUUUCCUCCCCAACUUGGUUUUUGGUCAUGGUUUCACCAAAGCAAUAGAAACCUAACUAAGACAACCCAAGACCUCUUCCUUCACCCUCAUCCUAUCUCAGUGACUGGCCCUGCUCAUCGUUUUCCCAAGCCUGAUGCUUGUCUUUCAUUCCUAAUACCUUGUAUCUCACACAUUUCUCAUUGAAAGAGGCACUGAGUUUUCAGAUCUUAUUUCUUAAAUGCCUCUUAAAUGCAUGUGUUUCUUUUAAUUUUCAACUACAGCUACCCUAAUUCAGACCUCCGUUACCUCUAGUUCUAUUAUUAUCACAUUAGUCUACUUCUUCCUUUUGCGGUCUCCCUAUCUUGUCCUGUUCAAGACUUUAUCUUUCUGAUCUUAGAUUACCUAUCAUUUCUAUUAUGAAUCUUCUAUUCACUCCACAGUACCUUGACUGUUAUAGCAUUCAAGUUAUUUUGUUCUUUCCAUUUAUCUCUCUUGGACAUUUAAGUUCAAGUAAAGCAAAAGUUGUAUGUAUUGAUCAUUGCCCUAGCCCCAACACCUUAGCAUGUUGCUUAUAAAAAUAUGUUAAAAAAUGAAAUUACUCUGAAACCCCAAAACCACACAAUAUUUUAUACAAGUCAUCAAAGCAUCAGAACAUAUCUAAUGAGUUUGACUUGCAGGGUUAAAGGAAAUAUGUAAUCAGGAAAUUAAAUACAUGAAUGAAGUAAAAAGGUCAUAGUUUAUAUAGGUGUUUUAUAGAUGUUAGGCCUUGGUCAUUAUGAUUAAUGCUACAGUUGGCCAGAUUUGCUCUGAGCUAUGUUAAUGUAUAUACUCAUAAUCCUGUGCUUAGACUGGUGGAACUCUGCCCUAGCUUUAUUGAGUCCUGGUUUUCAGAGGAAAAGUUGGUUUUACAGAUAAAUCCCCAAUGUGUAUGUGUGUGUGGGGGGGGGAGGGAUUAACCUACAGUGUUCGUGUUCUGCAUUACUAGUUAUUAAAAAUAUAUACGGCACUGCCCUUGAUGUCAAGGAGCUUCCUGCGUGAUAUGAAAGCUUCCAUUGCAGUAGUACAUCAUUGCAGUAUGUACAUACAUACAUUUUACUAACAGAAAUCCCACUGUAUGAGAGAAGCGCAGCACGCGUCCAGGGUGGUGGGAGUUGGGAAGACUCAAACAAGGUUUCACAGAGGAGAUGACAUUUCAAGAGAAUUCUGAAAUAUGAAACAGGUUUCCAGGAAGAGAAAAAAAUAAUUCUUAACAUUAUUCUUUAAGAUAAAUAAAAUGUGUUUGUGAAUCAUGCUUAUAUGCUAUAUUUUAUUUUAAUUGUCAGAAACAUCAAAUUAUGUCAGCAUUGUUUGUUAUGUACUGUGUUUAGGUAUAUGUUUGUGUCAUGCAUGACUUGUUAAAUCUGAAUUAUAAAAUCCAAUCCCAAUAAUUUUAGUUGCUUUAAUUGGACCAUACUUUUAUGCUUAGCGAUACAUACUAUGUGGAUACUGUCUUGGAAACACAAUAUGAAGCUAGUCAAAAAAUGUCGCUUAUACAUGAUUAUGUUAAAUUUUUAUAUUUUUUUCAGACAAGCAGACCAGUAAACUAGAUUCUGACUGUCCAGGGCUUUGAGGGGGGCAGAGUAAUUACUAAGUGUUAGCAGGCAGUGGCUAGAGGUCCUGGACUGCUUUAGAGGUGAUGAGGAUUUCUAGAAUUAACUGUGAGAGUACAGCCUUGGGGCUGAAUUACUCACUUUAAAUGAAUGAACUGAAUGGCAUAUGAGAAUUUCUAUAAAACUGCUAUUAAAAAAGUAAGUCGAAUUCUCCAAUGUUAUUUUCCCCCUGUAAAACAUGUGUUCCAUCUUUGUCUCAAGUAUCAUAGUACAGAUUGAAUUAUAGAAUGGUGUUGCCUGUGUUGAAUUCACAGCAGCUGCCACAAACUAAUAGUUUAAACAUAAAAUGAAAAUACUGGUCAUGAGCUCUUGGCUGAGGAUUAGAAAUGUAUCAACUAGUUAAAAGCACUUACUUUUGUAGAAUAUGCAUCAUUAGUUCAGUUGACGCCAGGAUGACUUUACAAUUGCAGUCAGGUUCACAGUUACAGUUUACAAGGCUCUAACGGGGAGGGGAAAGCGAUUUCAGCUAUGGCCACAGUAUGUUCAGAACAGGGCUGUUACAGGCUAAAGUGUCCUCUGGACAGUUGCUGCCUUGAGUUACUCCCACAUUCUAUCAACUUGUGUUUUAUCCUUGACUGUCUUUAGGAAAACUGGGUUCCUAGGUAUUGGGUGUGAUUAGUACUUCCUGUAACUCUGCAGUCAGUGGUGGAUCGUCAGCUUUCACAGGGGACUAGUUAAGUCCAUUUCAUAACUGACACAAUGCUGAGUGUGUCUUUUCAUCCUGAUGAAGCAGCCCCUGAGCAGGUAAGUGUAAAUGGUGACUGGAUGUGAGAUGUCAAGGGACGCAUUGGUCCUCUUCCUUCAAAUGGACUUAACAGCACAAAUUGUUUUGAAGAAUUAAAUCAGUUGGACAUAGUGACUCAUGACUGUAGAUUCUGAGAGAUGAGCUCAGCCAGCCUGAGCUACCCCAGGAGACACUGAAAAGGAAAUAAAAAAGGAAUUGGGCAGAGAGGUGGGGGAGAAGGAAGGAGCUGGCAUAUACCUUUAUAUUUUUUGUACACUGUUGACUGUGGUCAGUCAUUUAAUUUAGGACAAAUAUAAUGUAGCUCUGGAAAGUGCCAAUGUAUCACACAGAUUUUUGUCAAUACUGAUUUUAAGAAAACAAUAGAUCCCAAACUUUGGCUGUUGAAGUCCAAGUCUUUUACACUGCAUUCUGGAAACAGCAUGAGUCUAACUUAGAGAUUGUUGUUUACCCAGAGUCCCUCAGCCAGGGUACUAAAGCAUUCUGGGAAAUAAUACGGUUAUUCCAAAUGGUAAUGUUUUAGCAAAAGUGCUUCUGAUUAUAAUAAUUUCCAUUUUCCAGAAAACAUAAAGCAUCGCCUAUAGUAUUUAAUACAGAAAAGGCUCCAUUCUGAACUACUUCUGUUUAAAGAACUUCGAGUAAUGUUAUUCAAAACCUCUCAUCUUGCUGAUUAGAUUCAGCAACCAUAGCUAAAUGUAUCCACACCAAAGCCUAAUAUCAUAAUGAUAUAUCGGCACACACAUAAUGCAUUACAGUUAAUGAAUACUGCAUGGGGUACAUUUUUGAUUGGCUCCAAGUGUGUGUGCAGUGCACGGCCCACCUUACAGAAGAGAACUCUGCUGAUGGGACGGCCACACAUUGUUGUGUCUCUGUAAGAAGAAAGCCUCUUCUAGCCCGAGUGAAGAGUAAAGAGUGUAUGCAGAUCACGGGUCAGAUGGCCAGGAUUAAUUGAUCCAAUUAAACGCAGUGAAGUGUACACUGUUCUACGACUUUUGUGUUACUUAAAGAUUUUCAGCCAAAAUGCUUUGUUAUCAUGUUGGCAGCCAGACUGCUACAUUUUCUUCUCAGCUAAGUAGUGUGAAAUGCCAGGUUUUCUGCUUUAACCAGCUUGAGGUGAGAGCCAUUUUUUUUUUCAAAUUUAUUGAGAAUCAAUUGUUGUAGUUUGAUGAUUAUGUUAUUAGGUCUACUAUUUUCUAAGCAGAGUCAAGUACUG